Messenger RNA from Mytilus californianus (California mussel), 1624 nucleotides. RefSeq names its product galaxin-like. The record is from RefSeq and is a predicted model, not a curated record. Lineage: Eukaryota; Metazoa; Mollusca; Bivalvia; Mytilida; Mytilidae. Bases 148 to 1524 code for a protein of 458 amino acids. The transcript has 2 exons.
UUUUGAAUUACAUUAGCAAUAACAUAUGUUUGACAUAAUCAUAUCUUGACAACAAUUACAUUACACUAAUGUGAUGACAGUCAGAAAAAACAAACACAUAACGUAUAUCAGUUUCAUGUUUGGUUGGAUAAUUUUAAUUUCUAAAUCAUGAUAAAUGUUGUAAUGGAAGAGAGAAUUUAUUUCAUCGUCUUGAUAAUCUUCUCGCGAUUACAUGUUGUAACAGGAGGAAUAGGUGCAUUUACGAACAUGAAAUUCUGUGACUCCAAGGCUUACAAUCCCUCUUAUCAGACUUGCUGUGAUGGUGUGAUAACUGUCCCUGGGGGGUGGCCAUGUUGCAAAACGGAGGUUUAUAACCCAGAAUAUGCGAUCUGCUGUAAAGAUACUAUUCAUUAUAAGAAAGGCUCGUCCUGCUGUAAGGACAAGGCAUAUAAUCCGAUAUAUGAAACAUGCUGCGAUGAAAAAAUAUAUCAAGUAAAGGAUGGACACUGCUGUGGUGAGAAAAUUUAUGAUCCAAAGACAGAAAAAUGUUGCGAUGGAUCGAUAAAUCAGAAGGUAGAACCAUUUUACCAGUGUUGCUCAGACAAGGCAUAUAGUCCAGCAUUUGAAACUUGUUGUUCCGGUAAACUAUAUUCCCAAAAAGGACUAGAGUGUUGUGGAGAAAAGUCUUACAGUCCUUUGCAUGAAACUUGUUGUUCCGGUAAAUUGUAUUCACAAAGAGGACUUAAGUGCUGUGGACACAAGAUUUACAGUCCUUUGCAUGAAACAUGUUGUUCCGGUAACCUGUAUUCACAAACAGGUCUAAGGUGUUGUGGAGACAAGAGUUAUAGUCCUUUACAUGAAACAUGUUGUUCCGGUAAACUGUAUUCACAAAGAGGAGUAAAGUGCUGUGGACACAAGAUUUACAGUCCUUUGCAUCAAACGUGUUGUUCCGGUAAACUGUAUUCAAUAGGAGGACUAGAGUGUAACAUUUGUGGAGACAAGAGUUAUAGUCCUUUACAUGAAACAUGUUGUUCCGGUAAACUGUAUUCACAAAGAGGAGUAAAGUGCUGUGGACACAAGAUUUACAAUCCUUUGCAUCAAACAUGUUGUUCCGGUAAACUGUAUUCAAUAGGAGGACUAGAGUGUAACAGUUGUGGAGGCAAGAGUUAUAGUCCUUUACAUGAAACAUGCUGUUCCGGUAAACUGUAUUCACAAAGAGGACUAGAGUGUUGCGGAGACAAGAGUUACAGUCCUUUUUAUCAAACAUGUUGUUCCGGUAAACUGUAUUCAAUAGGAGGACUAGAGUGUUACAGUUGUGGACAUAAGAGUUAUAGUCCUUUACAUGAAACAUGUUGCAACGGAAUUGUUACUGAACCCAGUGGUUUAUCAUGUUGUGGUACAACGGCAUAUGAAUCUUCUACACAGUCAUGUUGCAAUGGCAAGAUUACGCAUUCAAACUCUAUAUGUUACACAGACAAUCGGUCAAUGAGAGAUAGAGAUUUUAGGGCAAUUUUGAGUAGAUUUUCUCCAUUGCUGAUUUUCUGACUUAGGAAAAGUUUCUUUUUACUAUAUACAGUUGCAUUUAUUUGCCUGAUAACACGUUAAUUAAUGUAUAUUUUAGUAAAACAAAUUAUUUAUUUUCAAA